UUUUUAUCAGAGGUUGAGAAAAGAAAAGGCAAAAAAGAAGCAGACGCCACACCCAGACCACACACACGACCGCACGAAACCGCCCGAUCCCGAUGGCCGUCGACGGCGCCGAGCUGAUCCUCUCGGUGCCGGACGACGUCCUCGCCCUGAUCUCCGCCCACCUCCGCCCCCGCGACCUCCUCGCACUCUCCGCCGCCUCGCGCCGCCUCUACGCCGCCCUAUCCACCUCCGACAAGUCGUGGCUCGCCCAGUGCCGCCGCCUCCUCCCCUCCUCCCUGUCCAACCUCCUCGCCUGGCGGGCCGCCGCCGGGGGCUCCUCCCUCACCGUAUGCCGCUUCCUCCACUCCGUGUCCCCGCUCCAAGGCCUCUGGGCGCACCAGAACCCCGAGCUCGGCAACCUGGUCACCGCGCUCCCGGGCUUCUUUUCCCUCGUCGCCGUCCGCGCCAUCCCCCAGGAGCUCUCCCCGCGCCUCCUCUGGGCCCCCGUCUUCGAAAUCCUCGCCGACGCCGAUGGACGCCCCGCGUUCCUCUUCCUCCACGGCCACCACCCCGGCUCCCUCUUCCCCGGCCUCCUCGCCUCCGUCAACCCCCACGCCAACACACUCCUCCUCGAGGCGCACGCGCCUGCCUCCUCCGAGCCUUCCUCGCAGUUCUCCCGCCUCUCCUUCGGCAAUCGCCGCCGGCUGCUCGACGCUCUCGUGGCCUCGUGUCGCGUCACGCUCCCGCCGGAGCUCGCUGCGGCCCCGCUCUUUGCGCGCUCCGAUGAGGACCUGCCGAUGCUCGCCGCCCGUCGCGAGGCGAUGCUGCGUCUGCACAUUGAGUCCGGCGGGGGCAUGGUGCGCAGGCCGGAGCUCGAGGCGCUGCUGGGGGCCAAGAAGGUGCCGCCGUCGCUGCCGGUGGACAGCACUGGUGAGAGGGUGCGGCUGCGGAGGAGUCUCUCUGCGAUGGCUGGGUACGUCAGGGACGGGCUGCGGCAGAUGGUGACGCGCUCUGCAUCAGCCAAUUCGAGGUCGGAGUACGCGGACAGCAAGCAUCUGUCAUUGGACGAGUUCUUGCGCGCUAGUGAGAGCACCGGCCUGAGCCUCCGGGGCGCGCGGCUGCGGCUGUCGACCUACCGUGCGUGGCCGAGCAUGCACGACAACAGGUUUGCGCUCUACAAGUUGACGACGCAGGUGCCCAUGCCCGGCCGGGAAUAUGCCGGGCUGUGGCGAGGCACAUUCGGGUGGCCUCCGGGGCGGCCAGACGACGAGGGCAAACCAGGGAAGGCUCUCUUCUUCCUGCUCCUCUCAUACGAGGAAGACAGCGAGGGGAAGCUUCUUCUGAUUGCAACCAAGGUGUUGGAGGGCACGCACUAUGUCGUGCAUCCGAAUGGGUCGUCCAUGUUUGUGGUGCGGGUGGGCGAAUCAUCAACAGAGGCAUUUCCAUUUCCGACCGAUGAGGAUUCCCGCAGUGUGAGCAUUGAGAGAUGCUUUGCUGGAGAGGGCAUUGCUACUGGGUAUGGGUUCAGGUACCCUGGCUCAAAGCCCGGGUCACUGUUUGUUCUCAGGGAUGGCCGGCUCGCCUUUGUUUGGAGAGACAACAAGUCUGUGCUCACCUUGCAAAGGCUCAACUUGGAGGAGUUGCUGAGGAAGGGGGAGCGUGUGCCAACAUUGCCACCGAUACCGAACUUCGCGUAUCUCACAAAGUCUUACUCCAAUGUGUUUGUUGCUAUCCAUGGAAGUCCCAGCUGCUCAUCUUCUCCCAGGUGAAAGGCGCAAGUUGAGGGUCAGGAACUGAGACAAUCCACCUGAGGCAGAGGUAAAGCGAGCAAUGCUUCUGGAUCAAGCUCUGACGUUCCUCCUUGGCAGGUUACAUACCGAAGCCUGCUUGCAAUGAUAUGAUGCCCCGUUGCUGCCAAGGGAAGAAGCGUAGCAGUAGUCAGAAAUAUAGUAUCCUCAAGGAAGUGCCACCUUCCCUAAGAAUACAGGAAAUGGCAUCGAUAUACAUAACUGUAUGUCCUUAUCUUGGUUAUUUGCAUGAUUCUACUUUAAAAAUUGUCCACAUUUAAAAGGAACGAGCUGCCUGUCAUUCAGCACCAGGCCCUUGCUUCAAGUGCAAAAAUGGCGCCAAUUGUAAUGAGAUUGAUUUUUUUUAGAAGUAUACAUGGUUGAGUGAGAUUCUCGGCUGGCACAGCUAUAUGAAACUGCCAUGACUGAUCUCACAGAACCAGCUCAUUUGUGUAUUACAUUAUGUGCCUAGUGCAGUUGUUUAUCUUCAAAAACUA
This is a messenger RNA of Triticum dicoccoides, 2263 nucleotides long. Its product is annotated as F-box protein At5g39450-like. Gene Ontology annotation, molecular function: protein binding. Lineage: Eukaryota; Viridiplantae; Streptophyta; Magnoliopsida; Poales; Poaceae. The coding region runs from base 93 to 1748 and encodes 551 amino acids. The transcript has 2 exons. The record is from RefSeq and is a predicted model, not a curated record.